Molecule: messenger RNA, 2751 nt
Organism: Monomorium pharaonis (pharaoh ant)
Lineage: Eukaryota; Metazoa; Arthropoda; Insecta; Hymenoptera; Formicidae
Gene: Ctps
Product: CTP synthase
Exons: 11
Coding region: 197-2011 (604 amino acids)
Biological process (GO): pyrimidine nucleobase biosynthetic process; CTP biosynthetic process
Cellular component (GO): cytoophidium; cytoplasm
Molecular function (GO): identical protein binding; CTP synthase activity
Source: RefSeq, a predicted model, not a curated record
UAGAUUGCGUGCACUUCCAUUAUGCCGCCGCGUUCCGUCCGGUCCGCUUCUCGAAUUGGUUCCGGGAGUUCCGCACGGUUCGGUCCAUUCGGUUCCGCUUAGUUGACUUAGUUCGCCUCGAGCCGCGAAGACGUGAGGAUAUUUGCGCGCUCGCGUGGACAGAUCUUUGGUCUUUCGCGACACCGUCUCGGCAACUAUGAAGUACAUUCUGGUGACCGGCGGAGUGAUCAGCGGCGUAGGCAAGGGCGUCAUUGCCAGCUCGUUCGGCACGAUCCUCAAGCACUGCAACAUACGCGUAACGUCCAUCAAAAUCGACCCUUACAUCAAUAUAGAUGCGGGCACUUUCAGCCCCUACGAGCACGGUGAGGUUUAUGUACUCGAUGAUGGUGGGGAAGUGGAUCUGGAUUUGGGUAAUUACGAACGUUUCCUGGACAUCACCCUUCACAAGGACAAUAACAUAACAACAGGAAAAAUUUAUCAAUCUGUUAUUACGAAGGAGAGGCGAGGAGAUUACUUAGGAAAAACAGUACAAGUGGUGCCUCACAUUACCGAUGCUAUUCAGGAAUGGGUGGAGAGAGUCGCAAAUCAAUCCGUAACAGAAGACGGAGCCAUACCGGAGGUUUGCAUAGUGGAAUUAGGGGGUACAAUAGGCGAUAUAGAAGGAAUGCCAUUUGUAGAAGCAUUCAGGCAAUUUCAAUUUAGAGUAAAGAAAGAGAAUUUCUGUGUGGCUCAUGUUUCUUUGGUGCCACAGCCAAAAUCAACGGGUGAACCUAAGACCAAGCCAACGCAAUCCAGCGUUAGAGAGUUACGAGGAUUAGGUUUAUCACCCGAUCUUAUAGUUUGUAGGUCAGAAAAGCCUAUUGGCAGUUCUGUCAAAGAAAAAAUUUCGAAUUUCUGUCAUGUAGCUCCGGAGCAGGUCAUAACUAUUCACGACUUGACGUCUAUAUAUCGAGUGCCACUUCUUAUGGAAUAUCAAGGUGUCAUAGAGUUCCUAAAUGAUCGACUGCAACUCAAUAUUGAUGGAAUGCCACGUCCACGUUACUUUAUGCGAAAAUGGCGGGACUUAGCUGAACGCGUGGAUCAUUUGCGAAAAGAUGUUAAUAUUGCUUUAGUCGGUAAAUACACGAAACUCGCGGACUCCUAUGCCUCUGUUACGAAAGCGUUGCAACAUGCUGCCAUUGAGGCCGGAUAUAAAUUGAACUUGACGUUUAUAGAAGCUGCUAAUUUAGAACAAACUACAUUACUGGAUAAUCCAGUUCUAUAUCAUGAAGCCUGGCAACAGCUUUGCAAAAGCAAUGGCGUAAUUGUGCCAGGAGGAUUUGGAAAAAGAGGAAUGGAAGGAAAAAUAAAGGCGUGCGAAUGGUGUAGAAUGAACGAUAAGCCUUUUCUCGGGAUUUGUCUGGGUUUGCAAGCAGCAGUUAUUGAAUUUGCGCGAAAUGUCUUGCAUCUUGAAAUGGCAAAUUCCACAGAAAUCGAUGCAGAUACUAAUAGUCCUGUGGUAAUAGAUAUGCCGGAGCACACUCAAGGUAUAAUGGGUGGUACAAUGAGACUCGGCAAAAGGCAAACUCGAUUUUACAAUGAUAAUUCUAUCUUAAAGAAAUUAUACAACAAUAAAGAUAUUAUAGAAGAAAGGCACAGGCAUAGGUAUGAAAUUAAUCCAGAUUACGUUAAUGAUUUAGAAGCAGCUGGUUUAAAAUUUGUAGGGCGUGACCACGAUGAAAAUAUACGAAUGGAGAUUGCCGAAUUAGAAGGCCAUAGUUAUUAUGUAGCUACUCAAUUUCAUCCCGAAUAUUUAUCAAGACCAUUAAAACCAUCACCGCCAUUUCUUGGUUUAAUUUUGGCCAGUGUUGGCAAACUGAAACAGUACUUAGCACGAGGAUGUAAAUUUUCACCACGUCAAUUGAGCGAUAACGAAUCAGAUGACGAUUACGUUAUAGAAGAAAUGACGAAAUUUAAUUUAUCCAGUAAUGCAAGUAGAAGUGGUAGCAGUACAUCGGGUCUUAAUGAUUAGAAUGUAGCUUUAUUUUUUUUAUUUCAUUUCAUUCCAUAAUUUUAUUAUCCUACAGUCUGCAGAUCUGAUCCACUACACUUUUAUCUGAUUCUUCCUAUUUAUAUAAUUCAUGAUUAAAAGAUCAAACAUAUGUCAUAAACAUGAUAAGAAUAAACUAUGCGUUUAGCUACUUAGGCUGAAAAGUUAUAUUUUAGAAUGUGACAACAUGCUUAAGUUGCCAAUUUUUAUUUAUCAAUAUUUGCAGUAGGGUAAAAAUUGAAUACAGCUACUGUAAAAUAAGCAAAAAUAAAAUAACUGCUGAACAUCAACUAUCUUUUUUUAAAAUUAUACAUUUUCUUAACAUGGGAGAAGUUGGAAACAACACGCAAUCUAUUUUCUUAUUUUUAUUAUCUAUGACAUAUGUGUGAAUAUGUGCGACAAACUAUCUUAAAUAUAAUAUUAAAUAAAUAUUUAAAUAUUUUACAACAAAAAAAUUAUAACGACAGAAACAAAAUGUAAGUAUAAAAUGUACAUUAAAAAUGUGAAAUUUAUUGAAUAUUUUGUAUUUUGUAAUAAAUUAUGUUACAUUGUAAUUAAAAAAUUUAUGUAUAUUGAAAAAUAAAAAGAAUAUUUAUCUUCCAUUUUAAAAUUAUAACUGAAGCAAAAGGUUACGAGAUCUAAAAAUAGAUUUUAAUUGAUUAGAAUAUUUUAUAUAUUUAUUGAACACAAUGUAUUAUAAAAUAAAAAUUCUUAAACAAUAA